AUGGAGGAACAAGUGAAAGCUUUAGAACAAAAUCUUGAAGAGCAAGCCAGUAAUAUGCAACUGCUGAUGCAAAUGAUUAAAGAAAUCAAGGAUAGCAGUGCUGCUAGAAAUGGAGCUUCUGAAUCUCCACGAAAUUCCUUCAUUGGGGUCAAUUCUACCCGACCUCAAGGUAUGAUUCCCAAACUGCAAUUUCCCACGUUUGAUGGUACAAAUCCUAAAAACUGGAUUAAAAAAUGCAGUAGAUAUUUUACUCUAUGUAAUAUAGCAGAGGAGUGUAGAGUAAACCUUGCAUCAUUAUACAUGACUGAGAAAGCAGAAACUUGGGUGUCUAGUUACCUAGCAAUAAGGAAAGAUGUUGAGUGGGAUGACUUUAUCAUUGACUUGACUGCAAGAUUCAAGGAUGGUAAGGGAAUUAAUGCUGUAGAGCAGUUUAAUAAGCUUGAGCAGGGUGAAUCUUUGGAAGAUUACAUUGAUGAAUUUGAGAAUUUGAGGUCAGUUUUGCUUCAAAAUAGGCAUAGGUUACCUGAGGAGUUUAUAUUGGACAGCUUUGUUGGAGGUCUAAAACCCACUAUUAAGCCUUUUGUGAGAGCUUUUAACCCCACAAAUAUCUCUGAAGCAGUAAAGUUUGCAAGAUUACAGGAAGAACAGUUGACAGCUUGUGCUAUGAAAACCCAACCUAAAAUUUCUUCCACUUUCUCAUCCAUACCCUCACAAAAAUCAUCUCAAACUUCUUAUACCCAAAACCUUAAACCUCCACUUUUGCCAACUCCACAAAUUAAACCAUCACAAAAUUUAACCAAAUUCCAUCCUAAACCCUUUAAGCACAUUCCAGCAGACGUGAGAGCUCAAAAGAUAGCAAAGGGGUUAUGCUAUUAUUGUGACCAGAAGUAUGAAAAAGGACACAAAUGUCAGUUUAGAGAGCCACAAUUAUUCACAGUUGAGAUUCAACCUGAAUAUGUGGAAGAUGUGGUAGAAUCUGAUGAAGAAAUGAGGGAAGAAGUAGUUGUGGAGCCCUGCAUUUCAGUUAGUGCUUUGUCUGGAAAUCAAAACUUCCAUACAAUGAGAGUGGUGGGUUUAGUGGAAGGCAAACCAUUGCACAUAUUAGUGGACUCGGGAAGUACUCAGAACUUCUUGGAUGUGGUUUUGGCCAAGAAACUAGGGUGUGAAGUGGAGGAAAUCAGUCCACAAGCCAUUACAGUAGCUGAUGGCAAUCACAUUCAGUGUCAAUAUAGGUGCAAUAACUUCAGUUGGAAGAUGGAUAAGAAGGUGUUUAGUGCUGAUGUGAUGUUGAUUCCAUUGGGGGGUUGUGAUAUGGUGCUAGGAGUUCAAUGGUUGAGUACAUUGGGGCAAAUUAAGUGGGACUUUAAGCAGUUAAUGAUGCAGUUUGAGUUGGAGGGAGAACAAUUGAUUUUGAGGGGAAUCUCUCCUAAGAAAUUGAAAGUGCUUGAAAAAGAGCCAAGUUGUAAGUUGCUCUUGAAUGCAGCCCAACUAUGUUUGAUGCAAGUAGUGGAGUUGUCAGCUCUUGGAUGGGAAAACACUGAGAAACAGGAAGACAGCACACUGGUUGAACUGGAAAAGCUAAAGAAACAGUUCAGUGAAGUCUUUGAUGACCCUGUGGAGUUACCACCUCUAAGGGGUGUCUUUGAUCAUCGAAUUCCUCUCAAGAAUGAUGCAGAAGCUAUGAGCAUUAGGCCUUACAGAUAUCCUCUCAAGCAAAGGGAUGUUAUUGAGCAGUUAGUUCAAGAAAUGCAAGAGAGGGGUAUUAUUCAAAACAGUAGCAGUCCAUUUGCUUCUCCAGUUGUAUUGGUAGGCAAGAAAGAUGGCACAUGGAGACUUUGUGUUGACUAUAGGGAGCUAAAUAGGAGAACUAUAAAAGACAAGUUUCCUAUUCCCGUAGUUGAGGAGUUGAUUGAUGAACUUGCAGGGGCUACCGUGUUUACUAAACUUGAUCUCAGGGCUGGUUAUCAUCAACUAAGGGUACAUCCGGAUGAUGUAUUCAAAACUGCCUUUAAAACUCAUACAGGCCAUUAUGAGUUUUUAGUGAUGCCUUUUGGCUUGACCAAUGCGCCUGCUUCAUUCCAAAAUUGGAUGAAUCAAGUUUUUAAAAAGUUGCUUAGGAAGUGUGUAUUAAUUUUUUUUGAUGACAUACUCAUAUAUAGCAGAAACUUGAAUGAACAUUGGAGCCAUUUGAAGAUUGUGUUUGAAUUGAUGAGAUUGAACAAGAUGUGUGUAAAAGAAAGUAAGUGCUCAUUUGCUAAGGAUAAGGUUGAGUACUUAGGACACUUUAUCUCAGCAAAAGGAGUAGAAACAGAUCCCAAAAAAAUAGAAGCAGUUUCAAAAUGGCCAGCACCAGUUACACUUAAAGAUUUGAGAAGUUUCCUUGGUUUAACUGGUUAUUACAGGAAAUUUGUGAAGAAUUAUGCCAUGAUUUGCAGACCUUUGCAUGACUUGCUGAAGAAGGGUAGUUUUCAGUGGAAUGAGUUGGCUCAACAUGCCUUUGAGAGAUUAAAAGAAGCACUGGUUUCUUCUCCUGUAUUAGCAGUACCCGAUUUCUCAAAGCAGUUUAUUGUUGAAACUGAUGCAUCAAACUCUGGAAUUGGUGCAGUAUGA
Spinacia oleracea (spinach) is the source of this 2610-nucleotide messenger RNA. RefSeq lists its product as uncharacterized. The transcript has a single exon. The record is from RefSeq and is a predicted model, not a curated record. Lineage: Eukaryota; Viridiplantae; Streptophyta; Magnoliopsida; Caryophyllales; Amaranthaceae. The coding region runs from base 1 to 2610 and encodes 869 amino acids.